Annulohypoxylon truncatum is the source of this 1244-nucleotide messenger RNA. RefSeq lists its product as uncharacterized. The record is from RefSeq and is a predicted model, not a curated record. The transcript has a single exon. Bases 502 to 960 code for a protein of 152 amino acids. NCBI's taxonomy places the organism in Eukaryota, Fungi, Ascomycota, Sordariomycetes, Xylariales, Hypoxylaceae.
GCGGUAUCCGAUAGAGGACAUGCACACAGCCCUAAUUUCGUGCGUUAGCCAACUGAGAUGAACCAUGCAUGCAUAUCUUGAUGCAACCUAAUCAGGCAGUCGCCCUAAGCCUCAAAAUUCCGGGGCCUCCUAAACCAUAUUCAAUCGGAUGGUAAAAUUCAAUGAUGUCAGAUUCUAGUUUGGCGUCUCGCCCUCCUGCGGCUGAGUUUACUUAUCUACCAACGUAUGUUUGAUGCGGUGAAUAUAUAAACUUGCGUAUCCCACAUGCGGCCAUGUAAGCGCCAAUGUGCGACGUUCAAAAAGUUUGCUUGCAUAAAUACCCAAGCAGGCUCUCGGAGCCUCGUCGUGAUUGACAGUUUUCUUUCCCUAUAAAUCCUCAGAAGGUCUCGAAAAAAAAAACACCUUGAUAAUAAUCCUUGUGAAUAUCAUUACGGUAUUUAUCAAUACCUAGAACUCAAUCGCUAGAAUCAAACAUCUCCUUACGCAUCAACUGCUUUCAUAAUGGCUUGCCACCACGACAGCCAUUACUGGAACCACGACCUAACCCGCAAUCUGGCUCAGCGUCUCUCGCGCGACAGCCGCCACAGCGGCCAUGCGACACAAUAUAUAGUUAACGAGGGGAGGAUGGUCGUCGACCAGAAGACGCUGAGACAUAGCAACGCGGUCAUCUACAACGCGCCGGGCUCCACUCUUCGGUUGGUCCCGUCCAUGCGCGCCCCCUAUUCCAGCACUAGCCACACCACGCACUACGUACCGGAGUCGCCUUGGUGGACGACGUCUUCGUCGAUCCGCCGGUGUCACGGCUGCUACGAGCACCGAGAGAUCUACUAUGGGAAUUACUGCCACAAAUGCACAUCAAUCCAACGGGUGUCUCCGCCGCGCGAAAGACACCAGUUGGAAGACUACCGGUAUCGGCAUGUACCACGAGUACCAGAAAGGAAACGUGUUGGAUGGCACUGAUUAAGCAGGAUUAAGCAGUUCGGUCCGUGGCAAUUGAAUAUAUGUUAGAGGAUGUUAUGAAAGGAUCUGUUUUUAGGGGCAAUCCCAUUAUGUGUUUCAUGCACUUGUUUUACAUUUGGUCUCAUAUUUAUACUGACACCUCUUUGUAUGGCAUUAUCAAAGCCUCAACCAAUAAUAUGCCCCGUUUUACAGUUUAUAGUAACGUUUUGAUAGACCUAGGUACUAAAUAAAUAACCUCCUGUCUCUAGGCCGAUACUUGGGCGGAUGGAGAAUCAUAACGUCCA